UGUGUGUGAUCUGAUUCGAGAGUAUAAAGCUCUCCUGAGUCGAGAGGCGAGAAAGUCAUUUAGCGCUUAAUUUCAAAUUCAAAAAAUGGUCAAGAUGCAAGUGGAAGAGGAUCAUUAUUAUUCCGAUGACGUUUACAGAUGCCUCUCUGAGGUGCAUUGUAUGUCAAAGAAAUAUGGACUCAGCGAGAUGUUAAGUCAUGAAGAGCUGAAAGAAAGGCAAAGGGCACCGUUCGCCCGGAAAUACCAAUCCCUGGCCUUAAUCGAUGUCCUGCAACAGAUGCGAUCGACGCAGAAAUCAAUCAAUGACGUUCAGCUUAAGAAACAGGAAAGAAUGCUUCAACAUGAGGCGGAAGAUAUUAUCUCAUGCACUAAAAUAGAGAAGAACCUCAGUGAAAUCUCUUCCUUCAAUGAAUAUUUGAAAACCAUUCUUCAGAAGAAACAGUCACUUCUUACCAAUCUGCAAAGACCUCUCAUUGAAAAUGCUAUCAAACUUGAAGUGAAGUAUCACAGUAUUUUUGUGAAAAUGUUGUCCCAUUCUGCAAAUGUUUUGCAAAGUUUGAUGAAAAACAUUGAAAACAUCAACUGGAUAAACUUGACAAAGUUAGCAACUCCAAAUAAACUGCCUGAAAUCGUUGAUUAUAUUGAGACCAACUUGGCCCAAGUCAACACAAAUUAUCACUUGAUGUGCCAGAUCAAAGCUCGUUUGAAUCUAUUACAGAAUCCAUAGAAACAAAUCCCAAAUAUUUUCUCCUUUUAAAAGAGGUUUUAGAUUUAUCUUCUGCUUGGUUAUCUUUCGGCUUAACUGUAAUUUUUGGAGCAGCAAAAAUUUCUUUAAUUUGAAAUAUUCACCAGAGACUUUAUUCAAAUUUAUUUCUUUAAAAUAUACAAUUUAUAUAUAUUUAUUAACUUCUUGGCAAGCAUGGUUCUUCAAAUUCAUUGAGGAAAUCGCAAAAUAUAAUUUCCUUUUGUCCCAUGCAACCUUAAUAAACAGCUACGGAACAAUAUUUAAAACCUAGAUAUUGGGUAACAAUAUUUUUAAGUGAUGCAGAAAAUCCAAAAUGCAGGUUAUGCAAUAUUUUAAAUACAUGUUCUUCAGUGAGUUCUGGUCUGUAAGACUAUAUUAGAAUGUCCCCUUUUAGAGGGUUUUUUUUUCCCCGGGACUGUAAGUCUCUAUGUUGAAGCAUAGCCUUCAGGACUGACUCUUCCCUUUUUCAUGUUGUCUUGAUAUAAGGGGAUCUCUCCUAAACACCUAAUCUAUUUAUCAUCAGCUCACCUUUGAGAUUUGAUGUGGAAUAUACUACAUAACUAUACUAUAUGACUCUACUCUUGUCCUUUUAAGUGGCUGGUGAUGCUUCACAUGAUGUGGGCCGAAUCUUGUGAGUCAAUGCAUUUGUGUAAAAAUUAAAUUAUAAAAUUAAAGCAACACCCUGUCUUCACUUCCUCUUCUUGCUAAAAGCUUUUCUGAUGGUUAUCUGGUUAUAGUUCUUUCCAAAGCAAUCAUGAGUUAAUGAUUGCUUAAUUGAUAGUUAAGAGGCCGGUUGUCUCUCAGAAAACUUCUGUUUACGUAACACACAAAAUAGAACUUUUUUUUAUUUGUUUCCAUCCUUUCACGAUUGACAAAAUAUAAAACCAAUCAAAUACUAAGGUAGGGCUGGUAAUGUAAUUACCAAAUAUUUCCCCUCAAAAUUAUUGGUCUUGUACCAAAAUUAGGCAUUAUUAGUCUUACUCUUCAUUGUUUGUUUUUUUUCUCAUUAGCUGUGGUGUUUCUGCUUUCCUUAAAUAUUCUCUUUAGAAUUGUCAGAAUUUCCUACAUGUUACAGUUGUCGUGUUUCAUAUUCUUUUCUUGUUUUUCGCUUCCCGUAUUUUGACUUUAUAGUAUUGCUUCUUACAAAAGUGUUAUUAUCUAAGUUAAUAAAGUUCUAUGUCGUGCAUUCUAAUAUAUUUAUUACCUGUCUUUAUUUAAUUUUUUGUCAAAUAAUUAAACCUGAUCUGAGUGAAUUUCUCCCAGGUCUUUAAUCUUUGUUCUUUAGUUUCUGUUUUUAGUUCUGUAUCUUUUUGUUAGUGGCUCUUGCUAUUAUCUACGUUAUCGGUCAUGCCGUUUUAUAUAUAAUUCUUUUCUUCUCAUUUAUGUCCCAUCAUUGACUUCAUUAAGUAUUUCUUCUAAUUAAAUUAUUCAUCUAGUGAAAGUGUUAUUAAUUUGUUAAGUUAAUAAAGUUCUGUAUUGUACAUUCUAAUAAAUUAUCAACUGUCAUUAUUUAAUUUUUUUGUCAAAUAAUUAAAAUGUGAUCUGAGUUAAUUUCUCGUCUAUUUAAUCUUUGUGGUUUUUUGUUUUUUAGCUGUGUUUUACCUUAAUUUAACAUCUUUGUUUUUAAUGUUUUAAUGUCAUUAUUUAAAUGUUCUUAAUUAGAAUAUGUCUACUUUUACUCGUUUCUGUUUUAAUGUGUUUUAUUAGUUAUAAGUAAUCUAGUUUUACUAUUUACCUAACAAACGUUUUAGUGAUAAUAAUUAUAUUUCCUUUCAUGCUCUUUUUAAAAAUUUCUCUACUGUGGCUUCAUUAAUUAACUGUACUCUACUAAUUAGCAAAAUGUUCUGCUGUCAUUUUUCAGUACUUCUCUUGAGUUCUCUGCCUCUUAACUUCAAAC
This is a messenger RNA of Octopus sinensis (East Asian common octopus), 2642 nucleotides long. RefSeq lists its product as uncharacterized. The record is from RefSeq and is a predicted model, not a curated record. Gene Ontology annotation, biological process: microtubule nucleation; spindle assembly; centrosome cycle. The coding region runs from base 86 to 727 and encodes 213 amino acids. Gene Ontology annotation, cellular component: mitotic spindle microtubule; HAUS complex; centrosome. The transcript has 6 exons. Lineage: Eukaryota; Metazoa; Mollusca; Cephalopoda; Octopoda; Octopodidae.